This is a messenger RNA of Elaeis guineensis (African oil palm), 1685 nucleotides long. Lineage: Eukaryota; Viridiplantae; Streptophyta; Magnoliopsida; Arecales; Arecaceae. The record is from RefSeq and is a predicted model, not a curated record.
CAUGGUCCGUGAGAUCUAAAGAACGGAUCAGAUUGUUUUGACAUCCAGUGGGCUUCUUGGUCUUUCGGUAAUUUUGCUGAAGGUUGUCGGGGCCCACCACGGACAAAGGCUGUUAUUUGAAGGGAUCGCAAAGGGAGGGAGAGGAAGAGCUGCAGAGCAGCUGCGUUUUUGCCCUUUUGGUAUCGCUGAUUUCUUGUAUUCAAGCCCGAACAACAAUGAGAAAGCCUGUUGAACCUGUUGAAAAUAUUCUGGUAGAAGGUGACAGGAGUGAGGAAAUACAGAGUUGGGAGCGAUCAAUAUUUGCAAGACAAGAAAGUGCAAUAUAUUCAGUCAAAAGAAAACAAUCUUUGCAGGCUCGAUACAUAUAUGGUUUUAUAUUCUUUCUAACAAACUUAUGGGCUUGGUUUGUUCGUGACUAUGGGCACAAAUUUCUCCAUAUUCUUCAUUAUAUUACAGCAUGUGGAAUUGAUGGUGGUGAAUGUUUUCAUGCUGCAGGCGUGCUCCGUAUAAGCUUAGGAUGCUUCAUAUUUUUCUCAUUUAUGUUUGUCACUACAUUUAGAGCUGAGAAGCUGGAAGAAGCUCGCAACUCAUGGCAUUCUAGAUGUUGGGCUUUAAAGGUUGCUAUAUAUCUAUUGUCAGUGAUGGCUCCAUUCAUCAUCCCUUCAGGUUUCAUCCAAUUAUAUGGUGAAGUUGCUCACAUAGGUGCAGGGAUCUUUCUUCUUCUCCAGCUCAUAAGCAUGAUUCACUUCCUCUCAUGGUGUGAUAGUCAAUGGAUGCCAGAUUUGCAGUCUAAAAAAUGUGGCUUCUUUGGGUUGUUCUUGUCAACCAUUUUCUACCUUGGUUCCUUUUGUGGGAUUGUUCUUAUGUACAUUAUGUAUGCUCUGGACACGUCUUGCACUGUCAACAUAUUCCUCAUCGCAUGGACUGCAAUCUUGGUUAAAGUAAUGAUGAUUGUAUCACUACAUUCUAAGGUUAAUAAGGGCCUUUUAUCUUCUGGAAUCAUGGGUUCGUACAUUGUUUUCCUUUGUUGGUCUGCAAUUCAAAGUGAACCUCACACUCAGGAAUGCAACACAAAAAAGAUGAUGGCUGAGGAUGGUGGCUGGACUACCAUACUGAGCUUUCUAAUUGCUGUCUGUGCAAUUGUAAUGGCAACCUUUUCAACUGGGAUUGAUACACAGUCUUUUCAGUUCUGUAAGGAUGACAUUCGAUCAGAAGAUGAUGUCCCAUAUAGUUAUGAGAUAUUCCACUUCAUAUUUGCGAUGGGAGCAAUGUAUUUUGCAAUGCUAUUCAUUAGCUGGGAAUUGGAUCAACCAACUAGAAAAUGGAGCAUCGAUGUUGGUUGGGCAAGUACGUGGGUGAAAAUUAUCAAUGAAUGGUUUGCUGCCAGCAUAUAUUUGUGGAAACUGAUCUCCCCUGUUGUAAUGAGGGACAAAGCCAUCAAUCAGGAACAACAUGUGCAGACUGUUCAAGUAUCGGUAUGAUAUCCAGAUUACUCCAGAACAUGUUCUGUUCCAGUGGAUGUUGGUCUCAACUUAGCAUUGUCCAUUCAUAGCCAUGAAAUAUUCCUUAUUUCUCAUAUAUAUAAUUUUAAUUUUUCAAGCCCCAAAUAUUGUUUCAUAUAACGAUGUCAAUGUAUAUAAUUCAAUGGUGUCAUGUAUAUAAUUCAAUGGUAGAAAACCUUUUUC